Cucurbita moschata (crookneck pumpkin) is the source of this 791-nucleotide messenger RNA. RefSeq names its product protein translation factor SUI1 homolog 2-like. The record is from RefSeq and is a predicted model, not a curated record. Gene Ontology annotation, molecular function: RNA binding; translation initiation factor activity. The coding region runs from base 249 to 590 and encodes 113 amino acids. NCBI's taxonomy places the organism in Eukaryota, Viridiplantae, Streptophyta, Magnoliopsida, Cucurbitales, Cucurbitaceae. Gene Ontology annotation, biological process: translational initiation. The transcript is spliced from 6 exons.
UUCUAAUUUCCCUCUCCCGCGUAUAACAACUUCAUUUUGACUGGUUGGCCUUAUUUUCACGUCUCUUCCUCUCCCAAUUCACACAUUUUUCUCCCGGGUUUCUUUUUGUGCCUGCGUUGUCUUUUCUGUUCUUGUAUCGAAGCGCAGCAUCCGUUUGUUUUCUGCAAUGUAAGUUUUUGAGUAGCUUAAUUGAGAGCCCAUAAUUUAUUUGCUGGUUACCUGUGUUCUACUCCGGACAGCAAAGUUUCAUGUCUGAAUUCAACGUGCAGAUUCCAUCUGCUUUUGACCCAUUUGCUGAUGCAAAUGCUGAGGACUCGGGAGCCGGGGGAAAAGAGUAUGUUCAUGUGCGCAUACAGCAACGUAACGGGAGAAAAAGUCUGACUACUGUCCAAGGAUUGAAGAAGGAAUUUAGUUAUAACAAGAUUCUUAAGGACCUGAAGAAGGAAUUUUGCUGUAAUGGCACAGUUGUGCAAGAUCCUGAGCUAGGCCAGGUUAUACAACUUCAGGGAGACCAAAGAAAGAAUGUGUCUACCUUCCUUGUGCAGGCUGGCAUUGUGAAGAAGGAAAAUAUCAAGAUUCACGGUUUUUAAAGAGAAUCAAGAUUGAAUUCUAUUACUGUUUACAGCAGCUGUAAGUGAUAGUCGUGGACACAACUUAACUAUUUGUAGAACGUAGGAGUGCUUGCUACAACUCUGGAGAAAUGUACGUUUGCUAUGCUUUGUUUAUGCAGACCAAGUUAUGUAUUACAGGACCCUUUUAGUUAAUUACAUGUUCCCUGCUUUCUCAUCUCA